AUGGCGGAACCAAUUUUAAAUACGCUAAUCGAAGCUGUGCAAAAUCUGGUGGAAACCAAGCCUGAAGCAUCACCAAGAGCUCAAAAUGUCACGAAUGUUGAAGACACUAUGAAAAAGUUAUAUCCAAGUACUAGUGGAAGGUCAAGCACUAUGUUUAACCGAAAUACAAACUACACCUCAUCAGCGAAGAGGCGACAUGCCACGGGUAUUAAAUCAAGCGUUUCUUCUAAGAGAGGUACCACAGGACGAGCAACUGGAAAGUCAGUCCUGAAAGACGUUGUUCUACUGCCAAGUUUUAAAGUAGAAAAUGUUCCAAGAGGACAAUUCCGUGAAUACUUAUUCAGUGAAGGCUAUGCAGAGUCAGGAGUGACAAUCUCAGAGGAAAUUGACGAGGAAGGAGUUCAAGUGAUGUUUAACGAGCUUUUUAAGGAUACGUUUGCAAUGUCCACAUGUCCUAAGUUCACAUUUCACAUCUCUAAACAAGGUCCGAUUUAUAUUCGAGCAACCACCAAUUUGUGUGAAGACAUCACUAAAUGGCUCGACAAGAAGAAGUCCGAUGAUGAGGAGUCCGAUUCAGAUGCCAAAGUCCUGAAGCAAUCUGUUUUUGGAGAAGACUCCACAUUGAUCAAGGAGAAAGAGCAGAAAGCAAAAGAUGAUCGAUCAAACACAAAACCUAGUACUUCAUUUCAAAGUACUUCAUCAUUCAGCCAAAACAAAAGUGUAUUUAAUGGUCAUAUUUUACUCAUGUCUAGUACCAAAACAGCAAGUAGUGCAAUAAAAUCUGCCUCUGGAGAAGAGGAAAGAACCAAAACAUCUUCCAAAGUAGAUGAUUCAUAUUUCAUAACAAAAUAUGGACAAGGGAUUGUAUACAAGGUAAAGUGCCCAAAGUGUGGCCAUGAAGUUGACCUACACUCUGCUGGCACAUUCACCAGUAACUCUGGSUGUAUGAGGGUUUAUGCCGAUGAUGAAGAGUUUGUCUGCCCCAAGUGUUCUUACACUGAUUCAGGAAAUAGCACAAGAAAUGAUCUGGUCAGAUGGAACACUGUUGACAGUGGCGAAGAAGACAGUCUAGAAAACAUUCUUUUGAAUAUCAGUAGCAAAAAGGACCCACCAUUGAGAAUUACUAUCAGACGAGAAACCAUCCUUGCUGAUAGUGUUCCAUUCUUCAAGAAAAGGGCGUUCGAUUACAGCAGUCAUGYCAUGGUUACCUUUGAGGGAGAACCAGCACUUGAUGGUGGUGGCCCAACUAAAGAAUACUUUACCCUUCUAGUUAAUUCAUUGUUAUCUCCAUUUGCCCCAAUAAAGCUGUUUGAAAGUGGAGGGACAUUUUCACUGCCAAUGCACAAUACARAUGCAGUACGAGCAAGCUUGUUUAAGGUGGCAGGUAGAAUGAUUUCCAUGAGCAUUCUUAAUGGAGGGCCAGGAUUUGCACAUCUACCACCAGUGAUUUAUGAGUACCUGUUAUCUCCAAAUGAUGAAAACACAAUUGCAGACAUUACCAAGGAUGAUGUUACAGACUAUGCAGUGAUUCACACUAUUGAGGAGCAAUAA
Molecule: messenger RNA, 1551 nt
Organism: Actinia tenebrosa (Australian red waratah sea anemone)
Lineage: Eukaryota; Metazoa; Cnidaria; Anthozoa; Actiniaria; Actiniidae
Source: RefSeq, a predicted model, not a curated record